Molecule: messenger RNA, 4539 nt
Organism: Apis florea (little honeybee)
Lineage: Eukaryota; Metazoa; Arthropoda; Insecta; Hymenoptera; Apidae
Gene: Exn
Product: Ephexin
Biological process (GO): activation of GTPase activity
Molecular function (GO): protein binding; guanyl-nucleotide exchange factor activity
Source: RefSeq, a predicted model, not a curated record
GGUGAAUAAUUCGAGGAAUACGGGAAUGGUUGACGAGUAGCGACGAAACCAGACGAAAACGACCGAUCUCGUGUACGCGGGAUUGUAGUUGCGCGGAGGCAGAGCAAGGAGUUUAAAAAUUCACUGAGUAUGCAUGAUUUGUCACUCGAUGGACGAUCAGUUCGAUCGAAAUGGUGUUAUACGAAGAAGUACGAGAUUAGUUAAUAUCUGUGUUUAAAUAUAUCUGUCAUUACGUUUGCAAUUCAUCCGAUAAAUUCUUGAUGAAAUAAUAUUGAUAAACAUAUUUAUAAAUGUAAUUGUGGCCUUGUUAACAUCAAGUUGCUUGUAUCGAUUGUCGAAUAUAUUUUAUGAUUGUUCAUUAACAGAUAUGGAAAGAAAAUCGAAACGCAAUAAUUACACGGAAAGUCGGAAAGUGUUUAUAGUGAAAUACAUAAAGUGUUUCGAAAAACGAGUUAAAUACGCGCCGUGAACAAGGAAACUGAAGGCGAAUAAAAAUAUUUUGAUUAUCGCGAUUGCGUUCAUCGUUCGUUUGGUAAACCGCAAUAUUUCACGAGGAGGAGAACAAAUUGCGGAAGCUAGUUUGUGAUGUGUUUCGAAAUCAUACGAAGCAAUUGCAAACAGAUUUAGUUGUUAUUAAUUCUGUCAAUUUUUUCUCAAUUGAGCUUUAAAGAUAUGUUCACAUUCGUUCAUGAUUCGUUUUUCAUGACACGUAUAAAAAAUAUUAAUGUCGUAUAUUAAAUCGUAGUGAUGUUAAAUAUAGUUAAAUUUGAUAAAAAAUUUCCAUUGUUCAUAUAUAUCUGAUAUAUAUCUGAUAACAGGAAGUGUUUCUCUCAUUUUUCUAAAUAAUCGAAAUAAUGACGAUUUUUCGCAGAAAAUUCUGCUUUGUAAAUGUAAAAAAAUGUGAAAAAUCAUCCAUGCUUAAAUAACGCAAUUUGUGAUAAUCAUUUUAUAUAAAACUAUUUUAAGAUAUUAAAAUGACAAUUUUUUUGUAAUCGAUGAAUUAAUGAAAAUUAAUUGACAUAUUAAUUAAUACUAUAAAAGAUUAAAAGAAAAUAUGAGUAUUGUACCCAUUGCCAACAGAAGUUUCCUUCGGAACGGAAAAUCAUCUUCAAUUUCGGAAAAAAUGAUUUACGCGACUCUCGAUAGUCUGGCUCUAAAAAGAGCGACAUUACCACUGCAAUUGUUACCCGUCGGCGAUGAAAAUGUUACGAUUGAGGAAUUGAACGAGUUGAAAGAAAAGGAAAAAAUCAAUGUCAAAAUUACUGUCAAACGAUCUAGCUUCAAGAAAGACGAUACCAAUAACAGUGAAAUCGAUACUACUUUGAUAAGAGAAACGGCAAGAGAAAUUGAUACCAACCUUUUCGAGAGCAACAUUUCUAAGGAAAGUUACUCAUCAAACAUCGAACAUAAUUCCAAUCAUUCCUUGAAUUCUAGAAACGAAAAGAAUGAAUCUCUAUCGAACGAUUAUGAGAAAAUAGAAUCGGUAUUUUCUACGGAUAUAUGUCAGAACGAAAGUGAUGAAACUUUUGAGAACAAAGAAGAUAUCGUAUACGCAAAAAAUUUAUUUGUUAAGUCGAAAUCUACCAACGACUUAGCGAGUAAGAAUUGUUCGUCGAACGCAAGAUCAUCUAUUGGAAAAUCAUUAGUGGAAUCGUUUUUUGAUGGAAAAUUAGAAAAGAGAUCGCUUAGUAAUGAUUUUUCAAAUUAUGGUAGAAAAAAGAAACAUUUUGCGAAAAAUGUGUUGCAUCUCGUACCAGAAUAUAUCGUAAAGAGGCCGAAAAGAAGACAAAAAGGAAAAAGUAAACUGGAUAGAGGAUCGUUUACUUCUUUGAGAAACUUAUCUAUAGACUCAAAGAAUGGGAUAAAUUCGAACUGUAAAUAUAGAUCGCGAAGUCUUUCUCGAGAGGAAUUGAAAUAUUUAGAAAUAUCUUCACCGACAAAUUUUGUCCAUGUCGCAUCCGCCACAAAUCCAAGUUUGGUUUCGAAUGAAAACACGAUCAGGUAUAGUUUAGAACAAGUUGUAAUUACACAUGAACAAAAGUGUGCCACGUUACCUCUCCUCGUUGCAACAACCUACGAGAAUUCAGUAUCUGAAAGUCAAAUGGAACACGCAUCGAUUGUUACUAAAACAAAGGGAGAAUCUACUCAAAAAUACGAUGCAUUUGAUGUUGCAAAUCUUAAACGCCAAUUGUUAGCCGAGUUGCGAGCACGCGGAGUAAAAACAUUGGAAUCAAGCCAACAGGUGAAAACAAACGAAUAUCGUGAAAAUGUACGCGAGGAGAAAACAAUGCAUGAAUCGUCUACUGCCUUACCUGCUAAUUCCAGUUUUCUAUGGAGCGACCGAACUAAGAAUCUUCUUUUCGAGAAUGUGCGAUCAACUCUGAAUGAAAAUAUCGAUAAAAUCGAAAAUGCCGGUCAGGUAUACGAUGAUGUAGGACCAUUGAAUCUUAUUAAUCAGGAGGACGAUUAUGACGACGUGGGAAUAUCUGUAUCGCAAAUGGAUGAAAAUCGUAUCAAUGAACUUUCAACUACUUUCCAAGAUUCCAACGAUAUCUAUGACGAUGUUAUGAGUCCGAGCAAUAAAGGAAACGCAUUUGCGGAUAAUGAGAGUGAAAGUCGUGAUGAUGAAACGAAGCAAAAAAACGAACAAUUUGUUAUCAACGAAUAUUCUAGCGUAGACGAAGAUACCGACGCGUUGGAAAACGAUCAAGAUGUAUACGAUGACGUUGGUUUACCGAGCGAGGAGCGAGUCAAUAGUCUUUACACCGGCUCUACAAUGGAUGCUAUCUUAAGAGCAACUUGGCAAAAUGUGUACAAUAAAGAAUCAGAAUGGGAAGAUUUGGAAGAUUCAACGAUUGGUUUACCUUAUCUCAUGAACAAGUAUUAUUUCUCUACAGAGACACAAGUUCCAAAGAAGAGGUCGGGCCAAAAAUGGUCCCAAAUGAUGAGAAGACAACGAUCCAAGGUAUCGAUGAAAAACUCAAAAUCAUCAUCGAAGCCAGUUUCAGUCGAGGGUAUAAUCCCGUCCAGAUCUACCACGGAUUUGGCAAAACCGGGACAUAGAACGUUGUGGUGUCAAACACCUCAAGUUUUAAAUAGUGAUCUUUUAGAACGACUAACUACCAAGGAAAAGAAGAUUCAAGAAGCAAAGUUCGAAAUUCUCACUUCGGAAGCAUCUUACUUGAAUUCUCUUCGCGUUUUGAAAAACGAGUUUCUUGACGAUUCCUCAAUCGAUGAAAUUUUAACUUCGAUUGAAAAAGAUAAAAUAUUCGGCGAUAUUCCUAGCGUGUUGCACGCAUCAGAGCAAUUUUUAGCUGAACUGGAAACUAUAUGGAGACACGAUCAUAUGUUGCAUGAUCUGCCGAAUGUAUUGCUUAAAUAUGCCGAUAGAUGUUUAGAUAUUUAUGUGACAUAUUGUUCUAAUCAAGUUGGUAUUGAUACAACUCUCAGAGAUUUAAAAACGCGAAAAGGCUUAAAAUUUUUAGAAACAAUUUCACAAAUAGAAGCUCGUUCAACUUGUCAAAACUUGUCUUUACAUUCAUUUUUAAUGUUACCGAUGCAACGAAUAACGAGACUUCCUUUAUUGGCCGAUGCAAUUCUUUCUAAAUUACCAGUCGAACAUAAUGACAGAUCUCAUUGGGAACAAGUCUUAUCGAGUUUAAAUUACGUUGUUGCUGAAUGCAAUGAAGGCGCUCGUGCCGCGGCAAAAGAGAUUGAAAUGGAAAAUUUAGCAAAAAGAUUGGAAUAUUCCGCAAAAAUUAAACCGAUUGUAUUAAAAGGAAAACAUUUGAUUAAAAGUGGACCAGUUGUACAAUUAUCGAUGAAAGCUGAUACCGAAUAUAAACUCACAUUUGGAAAGAAAUUCAAUAAAACACCUCUUUAUUUAUUAUUGCUCACAGACUUUCUUCUAGUCGCAAAAUAUAAGUCCAAUACUCAUGACGAAGCAUAUAGCAUUAUAGAUACUUGUAAAAGAAGUUUAAUCGCUUUAGAACCAAUUUCUGAAGAUUCGCCAUUUGCUGGUCGCAAUGCGAUGCAUUUGACUCUAUUGGAAAAUUAUUCCGGGCAUCAAAUCGAAUACAUUUUAACGUGCGAAAGUGAUACAGAAAGACAAAGAUGGUUGGAAGCAGUUUUUCCUUCAAAACGAGGAUUAACGGGAGAAACACUUUAUGAGGUGUGGGAUUGUCCUCAAGUAGUAGCUUUAUAUUGUUAUUCUUCAAAUCAACCAGACGAAUUAUCAUUACAUCCAGGGGAUGUUAUAAACGUAUUUAAAAAAAUGUCAGAUGGAUGGUAUCAUGGUGAAAAAUUAUUAAAUGGUGAACAGGGCUGGUUUCCUGGAAACUAUACGAAAGAAGUUGCAUCAGAACACGUUCGCGCAAAAAAUCUUAAACAGAGACAUCGAUUUCUUACAUUAAAUGGAAAUAUAUUGCAACAAAGAGCAAAACAACAAUCAAUCAUUCAUUAAAUGAAGAAUGAUUCAACUAUCAAUAACUAAUUUAUAUGAUUUUUAAUAAAUCAACAUAUCAUGAUAUUCUACAUUAA